AUGGAAGAAGCACAGGAAAAAUUAGCAAGUCUUAUGAAAAAUGCUCAGAACAAGAAAAUUAACUUGAAGACAAUUAAAAGUUUUAAAAAGUUCGAAAAACAUUUCAAAUUAAACUUUAAAUGGAAAUUCUUGAUUGUGACAGCUGUAUUGGCUAUGAUUCAUGCCAAAUUUGGACAUUUAUUAAAUUCCAAAAAUUGCUCAAUAGCCAUACCGAAAGAUUUUGAUAAAAUAUUUCGGGAACCUGACGAUUGCAGCUUCUGUCGAGGCAUAAGAGCAGGUAAACGUGUAGCAAACAUAGACCCGGAUGAGUUUGAAAAGCUUUAUGCAUACAAUGGAAAUGUAAUGAUUGUAACUGAUGCUACAAAAAAUUGGACAGCACUUGAUGUAUUCGACUUUUGGUAUUUAAAGGAAGUGUAUGAGAAAUAUGAUCCAAAACGGAAAACACUUGACUGCCAGUUUUUCCGUUACAAGACAAAUUUUACAAGCUUAUUUGAGGCUUUAAACAUGGACAAAGAUCGAGCUGAUUACAAACCAGGAACUGAACCAUGGUAUUUCGGAUGGAGCAAUUGUAAUGAAGAUAUUGCUACAAUUUUGAGACAACAUUAUAGUCGACCAUACUUUUUGCCAAAAACAUCGGAACUAAAUGCUGUUGAUUGGAUUUUUAUGGGUGGUAGAGGGUAUGGAGCUCAUAUGCAUCUAGAUAAUGUAAGAUUGCCAUCAUGGCAAGCUCAACUGAAAGGAACUAAGGAAUGGCUAAUUGCACCGACACCUGAAUGCAUUUUUGAGUGUCAUUUCUUUUCAGUCAUUGUUAAUCCUGGUGACGUCAUUGUUCUCGACACCAACAAGUGGUAUCAUAAGACAAAUGUCUUAUCAGAGGAAAUAAGCAUUGUCAUUGGAGCUGAAUAUGAUUAA
Molecule: messenger RNA, 912 nt
Organism: Chironomus riparius
Lineage: Eukaryota; Metazoa; Arthropoda; Insecta; Diptera; Chironomidae
Source: the annotation of a GenBank genome assembly